Messenger RNA from Myxozyma melibiosi, 989 nucleotides. RefSeq lists its product as uncharacterized. The transcript has a single exon. NCBI's taxonomy places the organism in Eukaryota, Fungi, Ascomycota, Lipomycetes, Lipomycetales, Lipomycetaceae. The record is from RefSeq and is a predicted model, not a curated record. Bases 233 to 769 code for a protein of 178 amino acids.
UCCACUGGUACCUGUCAUUCCAACCAUCCCAUUCCUGCUCGUGCUCGAGAGGACCGUACCCAGCGGCCGGUCGAUUCGAAUUUACGGGACGGGAUCCAGCCCUUGGUACUCGACGAUGUACAUAGCCUUGGUAGCUCUUAGUGUGCUAGCUCGUGUUGGUCUGUCUGCUCUGCUGCCGCCCACUUGCGGGACUCAACGUAUCAACCCAUCAUAAAAGGCGGCGUAUUCCCCAAUGACUUACUGUCCCUCGUCCUUGUGCCUUCACCUUCACUUUCGUUUCAUCCUCCGGCAGUUCACAAUGAAGUUCUUCAUCCCCACUCUCCUGACCCUCAUCGUCACUGCGUUCGCGCUCACCACCGAGACCGAGCUCAUCGUUGUCUCUGGUGACACCGGUCUCACCGGUCUCUACCUCGACUCCCACAAGGAGGCCACCGGCACCAGCUGGGUCUUCCUGUCCGAGCAGGGUGAUGUCCAGAAAUUCUGGAGAUCUACCGAUAACUCGACCUUCCACACUGCCUACUCUGACGCCGGUACUUACUACUUGCACAUCAAGGACAACUACCUGGUCAUGACCACCAAGGCCUACUCUGAGUUCACCGUCGUCCCCUACCUUGCCUACAACGGAUUGACUUCCUACUUCUACGCUUGCUCGGGUCUCUCUGACCCCAACGACUACACAGAUCUGCAGUAUCUGGUUAUGUACUACGAUUCCGGCGAGAUUGUCCCUGCUGGAUGCAAGACCAUCUACAUCAACGUCAUUGCUAUCUAAUCGAGUCCAUCGAGCGAUGUGCUAAUUCCAUCAAUGGGGGGUAAUAAUGGGGGUGUGUUUAACUUUUAUUGUGAUACCUAUUAUUGUUAAUAGUUGCCUGAACUUAUAAUAUUGUGUUAAUUGUAUGAUUAUAUGUGCGAGUGUAAUCAUGCCGUUGUCACAGCUAGAAGUGGAUCCAGAGGAUCAAACAUUGAAUGAGUGAAUAUCUGCCAACAAUUAU